This is a messenger RNA of Pogonomyrmex barbatus (red harvester ant), 712 nucleotides long. RefSeq lists its product as uncharacterized. The record is from RefSeq and is a predicted model, not a curated record. Lineage: Eukaryota; Metazoa; Arthropoda; Insecta; Hymenoptera; Formicidae.
AUUGUAAUAUUUUAAUGUUUAUGUUAUAUAUGUUUAUAAAUAUUAUCUUUAUAUAAAGAUUUAUAUAAAGAUUUAUAAUUGUAUAUAAGAUUUAAGAUACAUUUGUUAUUUUUAUGUGAAGAUUUCGAUGAUGUUAUAUCAAGUGCAUAUAUAAAUAAGAAAUUAUUCUUCUUUACAUAGAUCUGAGAAUAAUGCACAUGCUUCAAAUUUACGAGACUACAAAAUUUUAUUACUUCACAUGAAACAUGCUCGUGAAAGAAUUCAAGAAUUUGAUCGAUUACAAAGAGCACGACAUCUUUUGGAUGCUAUUUCAUUAGUAAAUGAUUUGCUUACUGAUGGUUCUGAAAUAGAAAUACUGACGCUUGCUGGUAUAAUAGUAAGAAGAUUAAAUAAAUUAGGUGUGCCUAAUGUAACGGCGGAUAAAAAAAAUGAAUAUUGGUACGAAGAUGCGAAAUUAUCAGCUUUGAGACUUACACAUAGCGGUAUUUAUCAUUGCUGUACAUUUUGCUCUAGUGGUGGAAAAAAAGAAAUAACUUGCGGCUGUAAAGGUACUAUGCCUGGUGGGUACAAAGGUUGUGGCCAUGGACAUAUUGGACAUCCAGGGUUUAAUCAUUGGUCUUGUUGUGGAUCUAUAUUACGCAAUGGACGUUGCUUAAUUAUACGAAAAACCACACAUCAAAUUACAUUAUGACAAAAUAAACUAUUAAAUAUA